GCGCAGACUGAGCAGACUCUGCCGCAGCGACUCAUCCUAUCGAUAAGGUUCAGUUAGCCAAGGUGGAGGAUGGGAAAAGAAUGGAACUGUCCCAGCUACUCAAUGAGAUCAGGGCAAACUAUGAAAAGAUCCUCACCAGAAAUCAGAUAGAGACGGUGCUCUCAACAAGGAUCCAGCUAGAAGAAGACAUAAGCAAAAAAAUGGACAAAGAUGAAGAGGCUUUGAAGGCAGCUCAAGCAGAACUCAAGGAGGCCCGACGCCAGUGGCACCACCUGCAAGUGGAAAUUGAAUCUCUCCAUGCUGUGGAAAGGGGCCUUGAAAACUCCCUACAUGCCAGCGAGCAGCAUUACCAGAUGCAGCUGCAAGACCUAGAGGCUGUGAUUGAAGGACUAGAAAAAGAGCUACAGGAAGUAAGGCGUGGCAUCGAAAAGCAGCUUCAAGAGCAUGAGAUGCUUCUCAACACGAAGAUGAGGCUGGAACAAGAAAUAGCAACUUAUCGCCGCCUCCUAGAAAAAGAAGAAAUCAGAUAUUAUGGUUGUAUCCAAGGUGAGAAAAAAGACAAAAAGCCUACCACAAGUAAAGUUGGUUUUGUUUUACCAUCAGCCAUUAUAAAUGAAAUAUCUUUUACUACAAAAGUCCCACAAAAGUAUGAGAAUGAAAAUGUAGAAACAGUGACCAAACAGGCAGUCUUAAAUGGGAGUAUCGUUAAGGAGAGCACUGAAGCUCAUGGCACUAUCCAGACAGAGAAAGUGGAUGAAGUUAUUAAAGAAUGGGAAGGUUCUUUCUUUAAAGAUAACCCUCGAUUGAGGAAAAAAUCUGUUUCUCUUCGAUUUGAUCUUCAUUUAGCAGCCACUGAUGAAGGGUGUUUACAGACUAAGCAGGAUAAUCUACCAGAUAUAGAAGUCAGGCUUAUCAUGAGAAGAUCAUGCAGUAUUCCCUCUAUCAAACCUCCAUCAACAGCUGAUUAAUCCAAAGAUAGUAUUUGACUUGAUUUGAAAAUGUUAGGAUGGACCAAGGUGGGCUAUACCAACUCCCUCUGUCCCAAAAUGUAAGUUAUUACAUAUGUGUGGAAAAUGUUAUGAUCAAUAUGUGGUUCUCUUCAGAAGAAAAAACCAGCAAAGGACAUUUCUCUGAAUCUAA
Molecule: messenger RNA, 1140 nt
Organism: Piliocolobus tephrosceles (Ugandan red Colobus)
Lineage: Eukaryota; Metazoa; Chordata; Mammalia; Primates; Cercopithecidae
Gene: KRT222
Product: keratin 222
Exons: 6
Coding region: 81-968 (295 amino acids)
Molecular function (GO): structural molecule activity
Source: RefSeq, a predicted model, not a curated record